CUGACAGUGUCCUUGGCAAUAUCCUUUCAUUGGACACGAUCCGCCUGCGUUCCUGUUCUCGAGCGUGUUCUAUGGCAUUUCCAUCCACUCUGCCACUCUUCGUCUCUUCUCCCCUUGUCAUCUCCCCGAUCUAAGCGCCGUAUCCCGGACUCCCACGAUGCUGUCGCUGGACAGCAUUCAUUAAGAGCCAAAGUCCCGUUGAUUUCGCUUUGCUCUGUGCUGCACCAUCUGCGUCAAUCUUUCCGAGAAAAGCCUCCGGAACUUGCGGUGUAGCCACUUGUUUGGUUACCUGUGCCUUCUGUCGUUUCUUGCCUCAUCAUUAUUUUGUCUGCGCCUGUCCUUCUCUCUCUCCUCACUACCGUGAAGUUUGUCUUACAGAAUGUUCGAACAGCCUCGAGACGAGGAGUCCGGGGUGUAUGUCCCUCCUCCGGACGACCAACAGCGCGAUCCCGAUGCUACCGACGACCCUCUUCCGGAGUACCAGGACACCACCGUCUUCCCCGUCUGGCUACGCGAGUCAUCAAAGUCAUUUCGCUGGGGAUGGAUGCCGCUGCCAUUCCGAAAGGCUGGCUGGGCUGUUGUUCGCUGGGUGAAGGGUCCUGUUCCGCCUCGUACAUUGCUGCUGAAGCCGUUAUUCCCGCGACUGCAGGAACUUCCAGCCCAUUACCUGAACAGGCUCUUCCCGAAACGAUGGCAUAAGAUCGUGCUGCUGCUGCUAUUAUACGUUUCCUGGUUUCUGCCCUGGUUUCUCGUUAUGUUCCAUGCGCGGACGUCGGGCUACAUUGAAGGAUAUGGACGACCGCAGACCCUGUCUUGCACUUCGACCUAUUGGUCUUCGUCCAGAAACAACUGUGGUCUCAACGGCAACGAAUGCCGCCCAUUUUCCUCCUCACACCUUGCCUUCCGUUGUCCCGCGGAAUGCGAUGCGACCAUCUUGCUCGAACCCCACGUCGUCGGUAAUCACACCUACAAUUACCAAGGGCUUGUUGUUGGAGGACCCCGUGAAUCGUCCUCGAAGGCUAUCUACCGAGCGGAUAGCUUUAUCUGUCAAGCCGCCAUCCAUGCUGGUGUCGUCUCGAAAAUCAAUGGUGGUUGCGGCGUUGUAAAGCUUGAAGGAGCCUCGCACUCAUACCCGGCGGUUAAGCAGAAUGGGAUACAGUCUGUUGGGUUCCCAUCAACUUUUCCCAAGUCCUUCAGCUUUGUCAAAUUGUCUUCGUCGCAGGCCACCUGCCCUCAAGAUCCGAGAUGGCCGCUCCUGGGGGUCACGGUUGCUGCAAUCGUUCUCCUUUGGCUCUUCUCCUCUUCGCCGGCCGUUCUUUUUUUCAGCACCUUUUUCAUCCUCAUAUCCCAUGUCGCGCUCGUUUCCGAUCCUCCUCCGACCAUGUACCUUGCCGAUCUUGUCUCCAUCUUCCUCUCUCGGUUGUUGCCAGCGUCAUUCAUCGUAUAUGUUCUGUAUCGCUUCUGUGCGCGCCCGCUGCUGCAGCCGCUUUCAGCCCCGAUAUACCAACUGACCAAGACGUUCCUCUACCUACCGCUCGCAUUCAUCGGGGCGCUGAACAACUACACCUUUGCGAAAUGGAUCCCAUUGCAGCGGUUAACGCCCCAUGACAUACAGCAGCAACCGGGUGCCAAAUUGGCGUUAUGCCUGGUGGUUCCGAUUGUGCUAUCAAUCAUACUUGGUCAAGCCUGGCACAUCCGCUGCGGGGGCCUGAUGCCGCACUACCUCAAAGUUUAUUGUUCCAUGGGCCUCACCCUCAUAGUUCUGCUUUCCCUCCCGGAUCUUCGUCUCCGGAUUCACCACUACAUCCUUGCCAUUCUGCUCAUGCACGGUACUGCCUUCCCAACGCGUCCAUCACUGAUCUAUCAGGGAUUGCUGCUAGGCCUUUUUGUGAAUGGCGUGGGAAGAUGGGGUUUCGCAUCUAUCAUUGAGACCCCCGCAGCUCUCGGAGAGUCUCCUGUUGGACAUGGUUGGUGGGGAGCCGCUUACCCCAACAUCACUAACGCAUCGGUUUUGAUUUCCCUGCCUGGCAAUGACAAUGGCUGGACCUACCGCGGCAACGGCAACAUUACGUUCAAUCUAUGGGAGCACGAGCGUAUGCAGGAUCUCGGUGUGGACGGAGUGUCUGUUCUCGUCAACGAUGUUGAGCGCUGGAAAGGAUAUCUCGAUGAAGACAAGUCGGGAGAGUUCACCUGGCACCGUCACGGACACAGGGGCCUGGAGCUUAUUCACGGUCCCACGAUAGAAAGCGCAGAUCCUGACAUGGUCGGGGUUUCAGAUAUCGCAGAAGAAGACGAGGAACCCGAAGAUCUAUUUUUCCGAUUUGCGUAUUUGAAAGGAGCCGAAUCUGGAAACUAUGGCGGUGCCGGUGUUUGGCUCAAGGAUGGGACUUGGUUUUCACCUCCACCACCGAAAGACUAAGAUGUUUUUGUUUUCUGUGAAUUUCUUUUUCUUUCCCUUCUGCAAAUUCAUUGACCUGUUUGAUUUCGGGUCUAAAAAAGAAACAGAGAGGCAUUAUACUUUAUACCCCUGUAGAGUGAGAGAGACUCACUCACGCGGCGAGCAUAUGAUGGCGUUGCAUUACUUUGGCUGCUUGGUUGGAUAUUGGGAUCGCACUCUUUUAACUAUUUCAUCACCUAGGUUAUGGUUAUGGUGGUUUAGGUUUUUCUGGAAGGUUAAAGAAAUGGGUCCGUCCUCUGUCUAUUUGGGGUGGUAGAGUAGUAGGUUUGGGGCUUGUUGGUCGGUUGGUGAGUUGAGCUAUUAUUGUUAUAUCUUCACUCAUUUAUCUAUCAAUCCAUCCACUACGCCACUCUGCUGGUUUCCGGUUUUUUGUACAUAUAUAUGUUAUAUGUGUCACUAUAUAGGCUUUUUAUACCCUGCAUCUUGCUGAAGGGACGAACCUUGCCACCUCUCCUUCCUUUGGGGGGUUUUGGGAUGUGUCGUCGGCCGAUACAUGGAGUAGACUGCAGACAGGAGCAAUGAUACUACUGUAUCUGCUGUAGAUAGAACCGAUUUGAUCUAUGCGAGUCUGUAUAAGAG
Messenger RNA from Monascus purpureus, 3037 nucleotides. Lineage: Eukaryota; Fungi; Ascomycota; Eurotiomycetes; Eurotiales; Aspergillaceae. The record is from the annotation of a GenBank genome assembly.